UUCAUGGCACAUUACCUGUCGGCCCAGUAUUCAAUUAGACGUAGCCUGGAAGUCGACAUUUUAUAUCUUAAGAAUCAUUAAUCUAACUCAACCAUGCUGAUUCUACGUGAAAUAUGGGAUUUGCGAAAAACAUGGGUUAUAAUAAUUACUCCAUUACUACUCCUGCCCCUGCCCCUUUUUCUGGGAACACCUCACUCACAGCACUCAGAAGGUUUGUGUGCCUAUGUAAUAAUGCUGAUGGCCGUCUACUGGCUUACAGAGGCUAUACCCAUAGCAGUGACUGCUCUGAUGCCUGUGGUCCUCAUGCCGCUGCUAGGACUGUUGCCUUUAAAAGAAGUGGCUCCUCUUUACUUCAAGGAUAUUAUAAUGUUAUUCAUGGGAGGACUGUCGGUGGCCAUUGCCAUUGAAAAAUGGAACCUGCACCAACGCAUAGCUCUGAAGAUUCUGGGGACAGUUGGAGCCAAUCCGAGACUGUUGAUGCUAGGUUUCAUGGCACCAACUUGGUUCUUGUCCAUGUGGAUCAGUAACACAGCCUCCACGGCCAUGAUGAUACCCAUUGUACAGGCAGUUCUAGACCAACUUAAAGAUCAUUCAGAAAAUGAAGGCAUUUUCGAGGACGCUGUCGAACAUACUGAAACUGAAAAUGAAGUGUUAUCGGAAGGAACGACAGGACAACCAAAGGCCAGUUCAGAAGAUGCCGUCACUCGCACUAACUUCAACAUGGUAGUCUCCAGCUCGACUGCACACCUCACAGAGAUGGGAGAGGGAAAUCCUGACCGUGACCACAAACAACUAUGUAAAUGUAUGUGUAUUGCUGUGGCGUACUCAGCCACAGUUGGCGGGAUUGCCAGCCUGACAGGGACGCCACCUAACCUGGUCAUGAAGGGACAAUUGGACAUAAUCUUUGAAGACAAUGACGACACCAAUCCCAUAACAUUUGCCAGCUGGAUGGCUUUUGCCGCGCCAACUUCUGCCAUCUGUCUUCUUCUGAGCUGGAUAUACCUCCAACUUUUCUACUUCAGAUGCAGGUCUGUUAAAACAGACAGCAGCGUAAAGACAGUAAUCCGAGCCCAAUAUAAAGACUUAGGACCGAUCAGUUUCGCUGAGGUAAUGGUGUUCCUUCAUUUUCUGCUGCUGGCAGUCCUAUGGAUAACCAGAGACUUGGCAGGAUGGGGAGAUUUGUUCAAAAAAGGUUACGUUGGUGACGGCGUUCCCGCCAUUGCAGUGACCAUACUGCUCUUCAUGGCGCCAAGUCACCGGCCCCGGGUCUUCUGCUGCAGGGACGCAGCCGCCAGUGAAAAUCCCAGUCCUCACACUGCCCUCCUCGACUGGCCUUCCGUCCACCAGAAGAUGCCUUGGGGUGUUAUUUUACUGCUCGGAGGGGGAUUCGCAAUCGCAGAAAGUGCGCAGAGAUCUGGCCUGUCUGUCCUGGUGGGCGGAGCGUUGGCCUCCCUGGACACCGUGUCCCCCCUGGUCCUCCUCCUCCUCAUCACCACCACCGUCUGCUUCCUCACCGAGGUCGCCAGCAAUACCACCAUUGCUACUCUGAUGAUUCCUAUACUUGCAGAGCUGGCAAUCAAAACUGGAGUCCACCCCAUAUAUUUUGUGUUCCCACCAACGCUGGCUGCCUCAUUUGCCUUUAUGUUGCCAGUGGCAACCCCACCCAACGCUGUGGUCUUUGCUUAUGGUCAUCUCAAGAUAAAAGACAUGAUGAUGACUGGUAUAGGUAUGAACAUCUUGUGUCUGUUGGUGGUCAACCUGGCAGCUAAUACAUGGGGUUAUGCCUACUUCAGCUUGGGCCAGCCUCCAGCCUGGGUCCAGAGUACAGCCAAUACUACAGCCACUACUCUCCUCAUGAAUACUACCACUUCCACUAUGCCUACAGCCACUACUCUCCUCAUGAAUACUACCACUUCCACUAUGCCUACAGCCACUACUCUCCUCAUGAAUACUACCACUUCCACUAUGCCUAUACGUACAGCCACUACUCUCCUUGUGAAUAUGACCACCACAGCACCUGCUGGCCCUUAGCAUUAUAAUGAUAACAUAUGCAUUUACAAGGGCUUUCUUUUAUAAAAUAUAAAAGUAUGUCCACCUCUAAUUUGGUAAGCAAUUUAUGCAAUAUAGUAACCCAUGAUACUGGUACAAUGAUGCAUGUUUUUGAAGACACUGGUACAAUGAUGCACGUUUUUGAAGACAAAUAUUUUAUGGAUAAACCCAAGA
This is a messenger RNA of Lingula anatina, 2223 nucleotides long. Its product is annotated as Na(+)/citrate cotransporter. The record is from RefSeq and is a predicted model, not a curated record. Gene Ontology annotation, molecular function: transmembrane transporter activity. NCBI's taxonomy places the organism in Eukaryota, Metazoa, Brachiopoda, Lingulata, Lingulida, Lingulidae. Gene Ontology annotation, cellular component: plasma membrane. Gene Ontology annotation, biological process: transmembrane transport.